GGCUAGCCAUACAAAAUGCCAUACCAUACAAAAUGAUUUGCGUUCAUAAAACGUUAUGGCCGGUAUUGAAAUUUUAAUUUUUAUUAUUAUUAAACUGACUUCACUGAAUUAAAUUAUUAUAAUGAGCAAGCUAAAUAAAUGGCGCACUGAAAGACAGCAACAAAACGUCUUAUUACUUUACUUUACCGGUAUGAGUGCAUCUUUAUUUAAAUUAAACAAAAAAGGAUUAGUUUAAUAUGCUUGAAUUUUUAGUAACCUAUUUCUCAUGAAUCAUUAAAUUUCGAGUUACAACACUUAAGGCUUGACAGCUGCCAAAAUUGUUUACAAGAAGUGUCAAGAAGUGAAGAUUCUAACCUAAAUCUUGGUUUUGUUGUUGUAACAAAUUUUCUGCUCCUAGAACCGGCUUUUUCGCAAGCCCAGUUAAACAUGGAGAAUGUGUUGGUGCUUAAAGAUUAUAAAACGGUUCCAGAUAUUGUGCAUGAAUACAGCCCUACCCUAAAGUUUGGCCAUAUACCGUUGGUAAUUGAUAAUGGUUCAUAUCAAUGCAGAGUGGGUUGGUCAAUAAAUGAUGAGCCUAAUUUAAUUUUUAAGAAUUUGAUAGCUAGACCUAGAAAAGAUAGAUGCAAAAAAGAUGCCGAGCCUCCAGCCACUCCCCCGAUACAGAUUGGUAAUGAUAUAGUGAAUAUUGAAGCAGUAAGAUUCCAAUUGAAGACUCAAUUUGAUAAGAAUGUAGUUACACAUUUUGAGGCUCAGGAACAAGUAUUUGACUAUAUUUUCUCACACUUGGGUAUAGACAAUGAGGGAAGUGUACCACAUCCAAUUUGUAUGACCGAAGCCUUUGUAACUCCUAAUUAUUGUAGGCAGUUAAUGUCAGAACUACUUUUUGAGGGUUAUGGUGUUCCUGGAGUAAGCUAUGGAGUGGAUUCCUUGUUCAGCAUGUACAAAAACGAUAUUGGAGAUUCAGCACUCAUUAUCAACUGUGGCUACCAUACCAUUCAUAUCAUACCAGUAAUUAGAGGACAAGUUAUUGUUGAUCAUGCAAGGAGGAUUAAUUUAGGUGGCAGUGAAAUGAUAUAUUAUUUACAUAAGCUCUUGCAGCUUAAGUACCCAGUCCAUGUAAAUGCUAUCACUAUGUCAAGAGUAGAGGAAAUACUACAAGAGCACAGUUCUAUAGCCCUUAACUACCAAGACGAAAUCAGGAAAUGGGCCAACCCUGAUUAUUAUGAAGCAAAUGUUAAAAGAAUACAACUCCCUUAUGUUCAAGCUGCAAGUUCAACUGGCUUAACAGCUGAGCAGCAGAAGGAACGGAAAAAGGAGAUGGCUCGACGAUUGUUAGAAAUAAAUGCCAGAAAGAGGGAGGAAAGACUUGCAGAAGAUGAAGAACAAUUAAAUCAACUUCUUUCUAUUAAGGAUAUGAUAGAGGAUGGUGACACUGACGAAUUCAAUGAAGCUAUAAAAGGAUUUGAUAUCAAAAGCUAUGAAGAUUUACAGAGACAAAUAACCAACUUGAACAUGCGAAUAGAUAAGAAUAAACAACGCAUUGCAGCAGCUGCAACAGCUGAAGAGAAUCUAGAGACGCGACCUACCGGCAGAAUGAACCCGCCUACGGAACCUGAAGCAUUCCAAGUUUGGCUGAAUGACACGCGUACUAAGUAUCGCGAACUAGUUGCUCGUCGCGAAGCUCGUAGAGCUCGUCGUGCCGCGAUGGUAAAGCGACGUACAGCCGCAGCCGCUGAGCGGAUGAGAGUAAUCUCGCGGCUUGCUGCAGCUGGAGACGAUUUCGGGAACCAAGAUUCUGAUUGGGAUGCGUAUAAAAGCAUAAGCCGCGAAGCCGAUUCUGAUUCUGAAGCUGAUGGUGAACGUCUUCUUGAAUUAGAGGAAGCUCUGCGGGAAUACGAGCCGCCGCCGGCUAAUUCCAGUCAGCAUCACCAACUGCAUCUUGCUAUCGAACCAUUAAGAGCUCCGGAACUGAUGUUCCAGCCUUCAAUGAUGGGCAAUUUAGAAGCAGGCCUAGCUGAGACAAUGGACUAUGUUUUCAAACAUUUUAGUCCUGAAGACCAACUCCUGUUGGCUAACAACGUUUUUCUUACGGGUGGAUGUUCUCAAUUUCCAGGACUAAAAGAAAGACUGGAAAGAGAACUACUUGAAAUGAGACCAUUUCAAUCGACCCAUAAAGUAGUUAUGGCGAAAAACCCGUGCCUCGAUGCCUGGUACGGCGCAAGAGAUUUUGCAGGUAGCAAUGACUUUGAAAACUGUUGUAUUUCUAAAGAAGAGUACUACGAAAUGGGAGCUGAGUACUUGAAGGAGCAUUAUGUUAGUAAUAAGUAUUAUAAGAGCCCGGCGCCCAUUGUUGAUAAUACACUCGCACCGGCUGUUGACGCAAAUGUUGUCAAAGAAGAAAUCGUUGUCGAUUGUUAAAGGUAUAUAACUCUUUUACUUAAUAAAGUAUUUUAUAAGUGA
This is a messenger RNA of Trichoplusia ni (cabbage looper), 2460 nucleotides long. RefSeq names its product actin-related protein 5 (gene Arp5). Gene Ontology annotation, cellular component: cytoplasm; Ino80 complex. Gene Ontology annotation, biological process: regulation of DNA-templated transcription. The coding region runs from base 427 to 2418 and encodes 663 amino acids. Lineage: Eukaryota; Metazoa; Arthropoda; Insecta; Lepidoptera; Noctuidae. The record is from RefSeq and is a predicted model, not a curated record. The transcript has 12 exons.